Molecule: messenger RNA, 681 nt
Organism: Alternaria atra
Lineage: Eukaryota; Fungi; Ascomycota; Dothideomycetes; Pleosporales; Pleosporaceae
Exons: 2
Coding region: 1-681 (226 amino acids)
Biological process (GO): RNA processing
Molecular function (GO): ribonuclease III activity
Source: RefSeq, a predicted model, not a curated record
AUGCAAGUUGCUAAGCCCCUGCAGCACCUGCAGCACGUGCUCACUUCACAAGGAAAUUUGACUAUCUUCAUGCGAAACUCACUUCUUAACCAACACAACUCUCGUCUCGCCUCUCGUCAAUCUAUCAACACAGAUCAGUUCUAUCAACUCUAUCAAAUCUACCAAACCUAUCAAAUUUAUCAACCCACGCUGCCUCCUGUUAUUGAAACGAAGGCUCUUGAAGUCGAAGAACUAAUUAAUUACAACUUUUCAGAUAAGCGCAUCACGGCAGAGGCUGUUCAAAUGGCAGCUCCCAAGAUCGCCGCCAUACAGCACAGCACUUUCGAUUCCACUGGUUUGGGUAGCAACAAAAGGCUAUCCGUCUUAGGCAAUGCGAUUCUCGCUAAGGCCGAGUGCUUCCUCAAGCGCAAUGAGCCAGGAACAGAACUGCGCAACGGCACACUGAGCAACGAUGCGCUGGUUCGCCAAGGAUAUCAGGCUGGCCUUGAUAGAUGCGUCAUCGUGGCUGACAGCAAGCCUGCUGUCCGACCCAAAAUGGUCGCUACGACAUUCGAAGCUGUCAUUGGUGCAGUCCAUCACGAUAAUGGACAUGGGGCUGUCCAGCGCGUCAUGAAGUCUCUUGAUUCCUUCGACCAUCCACUCCGCACAGGAAUGUCUCAAACUCUCCACUUCUCACCUUGA